UAUAUUUUUCAUUUCGUUCUUGUACGAAUGAGAAUCAAACGGGCAGAAUUACAAACAAGAAUCCUUUGGCAAAUCAAUCAAAAUAACAUACCCAAAACACGGAAACUACCGAAACAAAUCAAAAUGUCAUCCACCACCUCCGAAAAACCUGCAGCUCCCGCCACCCAAAACCCUAGAAAAUGGCGUUUCACAUGGGAAGCCCAAUCUCACUCCUCCACACUCCGUUUACUCCUCUUCAAUUCAACCGCAUCUUGCUCCUCCUCUCAAUUUACAAACCUCAAAGUCAAUUUACUUGCCCAGCAAUCUUUACUGAUUGUGAGCUUUUUCGAAACCGAAGCUCGUAUUGAGGAAUCCCUUCGGGUUCCGAUUCCUCGUGUUUUGAUUGACGCUGAAUCUCCGGUUCAUUUCAAAGCAUUUGAUGAUCACAUUGAGGUUAAAGUCGUCUUGCUACUUCCCCCGGACCAUCCUCUAGUUUCAGAGUUUGAUUCGAUGCUGGACUCGUUAAACAAUGGGGUUGGUUUGGAUGAGCUUAGUCCGCUUUCCAUGGAUUCUGAUAUCAAGAAGUUAUCUGCUAUGCAAGUGGUGCACUUUUACUGUAGAAACUGCACAACUAAGUUGACAAAGGAUCUCAGAAAAUUUGAGGAAAUGCCAUCAGUCAACUGGCGGGAAGUCUCUGACAAUUGGUUUGGAGCUUGUUGUUGUUCUUUUGGAGGUGUAAGUGAGAAGCUGGUCACGAGAUAUGCAAAGUCCUAUAUGUGUGCUCCUGGUGUGGUCCUUUUGAGUGCUACAUCCGUACUUCUGUGCAAGGAUGACCUUUUGGGAUGUGAAUUCCCUGAUGUGAAAGUCAGGCAAGAUUAUGAUAGUGAGCUAAAUUCUACUAGUGAUGGUUGUUUGAGUAUAAGUGCACUAGAAGAUGAAGGUAGAGGACAAACAGUUUUCUUUGAGAAUCAUAAAAAAGGGACAAAUGGCAUUCAUGGAAUUGUAAACAGUCUGUGUGCUGGAGAAAAUAAUCUUGCAUCCAACCUAAAAGGUGAAGGACUAAAACCAGGAGGUGCUGAUGAUUGUUUAUCAUGCACAUUUCAUGCAUUGCAUACUGAAACAAAUAAAGCAUCAGUAAAUAAAAUGUGUACUGACUCAGAAAUCCACGUAGGGAACUGUGAUACUCAAUGUUGCUCUCUAGAUAGGUCAGAAACCUCUUCAAAGGAGCAAACAGUGGGUACAAAUGUUGAACUUCUUGAAAUUCAGAAAGUAUUUCUUAAUGGCCAUCUGGGGAGUGGUUUCAUGGAAAGAUCUUCCAGUCUCUCUCAAGACAUUCAGUGGAUUGAAUUCUCUUGUCCUCAGUGCUCUUGUUUGAUUGGAGCAUAUCCUUGCUUCAAAGAUAAUGUACCAUUAGAUGGUGGAAUUCGCUUGUUCAAGUGUUAUAUUUCAACCUGCUUACCUGUUGGUGGAUCAAAUGAUAAGUUCAGGAACUACACCCUCGAAAGGAUGUUUACAAGCCAGUUGCUGGAAAGUGCAAAAGAUGAAUUAUCAUUUCGGACAAUUGUUAGGAAUUUACAAUUUAAAUCUGCAGUAUUGCAAAUUGUUCUCUUGAAUCCAAAUUCUUGGUGCUGCACAGGAUAUUGUUUGCUCCCAUUGGAAUCGGCUAGCAAAAUUGUUCUGCACCCAAUGGUGAAAGUGCUAUUUACUGCUUCUAGUCAUGGUGAUGAGUUUGACACAGGGAUGCUGGAAGAAUGGAUACGAAAGAAUCAAGCAGACGAAGUUUACAUGUUUCCAUCGCAAAUAAAAGAGUUAAUUACAAAUUUGGAUCUGGCCAACAGUCUAUCUCCACCAUCAUAUAAAUUACUACAGGGUUUGUUCUUGUCAUCCUUGAGGAGAUGAACGGUAAUGUUCUUGUGAGCUAUAACACCCCGUUCAUCGAUUAGCCAUUAUUCUUGAAUUUAGGACUUAAUUAUAAGAUUAAUUUGUUUGGGAUCAAGUUAUUCAACUAUCCAUACCUUAAAGAAUCUUUAUGCAAAUUUUGAAAAUUUCAAUUUUUCCAGCCCAUGAACAAUACUGAUCAAGGAUUUGGUUGAAGAAAAAUAUUUUAUAAGAUUUUUUCUCUUCUA
This is a messenger RNA of Olea europaea var. sylvestris, 2105 nucleotides long. RefSeq lists its product as uncharacterized. Gene Ontology annotation, biological process: protein autoubiquitination; protein polyubiquitination; protein monoubiquitination. Gene Ontology annotation, molecular function: cyclin binding; ubiquitin conjugating enzyme binding; ubiquitin protein ligase activity. The transcript is spliced from 5 exons. NCBI's taxonomy places the organism in Eukaryota, Viridiplantae, Streptophyta, Magnoliopsida, Lamiales, Oleaceae. The coding region runs from base 28 to 1878 and encodes 616 amino acids. The record is from RefSeq and is a predicted model, not a curated record. Gene Ontology annotation, cellular component: ubiquitin ligase complex; cytosol; nucleus.